AUGGCGGCUCUACCAGCAAUGCGCCCGCUGGGCUGCUUAAGGUCCUUGAUGAGGGCUUCAGAGCCUAUCCAACCCUUCGUCAACCGUCGAUUCAUAUCGACGGCCUAUUCAAAGAGGCCCGAACGGGUACCUCUUCCCCCAAACAUGCCUGAGCAAUUCCUAUCCCAAAUACCUCUUCGUUUUCGCCCGGAUCCUGAGCGCGAGCCCCUCAAGAUCUACCCUGCUCCGCCAUCUGCUCGCAAAGCAUGCAAGGACCCCGUCGGAGCGGUUACCGAAUCGCAAUUGGCAGUCCUCGACCCCACGGGUGAGCGCAAGGCCAUGUUCGACUACCGAAGAAACCCGCGCAGUGUCAAGACAGGCGAUAUCGUACGGGUGACAUUCAAGAACGGCGACCCAUUCAACGGCAUUGUGCUGAGCAUCAAGUUGCGCGGAAUUGAAACGUCGUUCCUCAUGCGGAACGAACUUACUCGAGUUGCUGUCGAGAUGUCGGUCAAGGUCUUCAGUCCCAACGUGAACAGCGUGGAGAUUGUCCAGCGAUCGGAGAAGAAGCGCAGAAGGGCCAGAUUGUACUUCUUGAGAGAUCGCAAGCACGACCGUCGCAGCGUGGAGAACGUUGUGGCCAGCUAUGUGCGCCAGAAAAAGGCUUUCUUGGGUGGCGGCAAUCGUCGGCGGUGA
Molecule: messenger RNA, 675 nt
Organism: Penicillium egyptiacum
Lineage: Eukaryota; Fungi; Ascomycota; Eurotiomycetes; Eurotiales; Aspergillaceae
Source: the annotation of a GenBank genome assembly